This is a messenger RNA of Stegastes partitus (bicolor damselfish), 1314 nucleotides long. RefSeq names its product B9 protein domain 1 (gene b9d1). NCBI's taxonomy places the organism in Eukaryota, Metazoa, Chordata, Actinopteri, Pomacentridae. The record is from RefSeq and is a predicted model, not a curated record. Gene Ontology annotation, cellular component: MKS complex. The coding region runs from base 105 to 731 and encodes 208 amino acids. Gene Ontology annotation, biological process: cilium assembly. The transcript is spliced from 7 exons.
CGGGCAGGGUUUAGCUUAGUUAGCAGCAGGGUCCUUCUGGGGCGGACUCAGUUACUGGUGAAGUAAAAACGCCUUAAAUCCCCGGUUUACUGACCGAAGCCGUGAUGGCUACGAGCAACUCGUCCGUGUUUCUGCUCACGGUGAACGGACAGAUAGAGGGAGCGAACUUUCCAGAGUAUGACAAUUUGUACUGCAAAUACUGUUUCGUCUACGGCCACGACUGGGCUCCGACAACGGGGCUGGAGGAAGGCAUCACACAAAUAACCUGUAAAAACAGCCAAUCUUCACAAAAGUUAAUAUGGAAUUUCCCACUGGAAACAACAUUUAAGAGCACAAAUCCUUCUGGAUGGCCUCAGCUAGUGGUGACUGUGUACGGACCAGAUGUGUUUGGCAACGAUGUGGUCAGAGGCUACGGAGCAACACACGUCCCCUUCACACCUGGACAACAUACAAGAACCAUCCCUAUGUUUGUUCCUGAGCCGACGUGGAGACUUCAGAAGUUCACAGGCUGGUUGUUGGGACGACGGCCCGAGUACACAGACCCUAAAGUAGUGGCCCAGGGUGAAGGCAGAGAAGUGACUCGGGUUCGCUCCCAAGGCUUCGUCACAGUCUCCUUUCACAUCAUGACGAAGGACAUGAAGAAAAUGGGAUACGACACGGGACCGACGGGCCCCGCAAACAUGCCGUCUGUCACAUCUGGCUGGUCGACAGAGGAGCAACAAAACAUGUAAUAACAUGAGAGACUGUUGGAAAUCUGGGACAAUUAACCCGUCCCUCCUUUUGUUUUGUUUUUUUUUCUAAGCCCUCGAGGACAUUCUUUGUCUGCCAAAGUACAUACACAACACUAACAUCAACUAAUUUAAUUGUUUACCUCUUUUGUUAGUAUGGAAAGCCACAAUGCAGCCUCUAGAAAUGAAGUCAUUUGAAUGGUAGUUACAGACAUUUUCCAUUGUCUUUUCUAUUGCGUUACUAUUUUUGUAAAACUUUUUGAAAUAAAUGUAAAUUUCACCCAAAGUCUUGCAUGAAAAUUCAAGGACACAGACACCCGAGUUACAGAGCUGAAGUGAUACACAUUUUUAUUUUGAACCGAUGCAGCUACAGUUGUCCUCAUCCAACAGGGUGCGGCCUGCUGCGUUCGUUUGUUUAGAUGCCGUUAAAAUACCACAAUGACUUUUCCUACAAAAACCCAUUACACAGAAUAAUAAGGUAUACAGAAGAACAGUAUGUUACAAUAGUACAAAUGAUAAAUUAUAUUAUACAGUUAUAAUGCCAACGGGUUGAGCACGUAUCCAAUAAAAAAAACAAAAAAACAAA